Brassica oleracea var. oleracea is the source of this 616-nucleotide messenger RNA. Its product is annotated as moesin/ezrin/radixin homolog 1-like. The record is from RefSeq and is a predicted model, not a curated record. Lineage: Eukaryota; Viridiplantae; Streptophyta; Magnoliopsida; Brassicales; Brassicaceae. The transcript is spliced from 3 exons. The annotation marks the transcript as partial. Gene Ontology annotation, molecular function: GTP binding.
GAAAUUCUCAAAGAGUGUGAUGACCGCAAGGUGCUGUUUGACAAUAGGCGUAAUAUCCCAAAAAGCAAGAAAGACAAGCAAGUCCAGGAUCUUCUCAACUUCGUGGAGCAAAUCUCAAAGAAGAACAAUGGAAAACCAUUUAUGGCUGACUUAUCACUUGAGCUAAGGGAGAACGAGGCUACGUUAGAGGAAAAACAAAAGCAGAUUCAAGCAAUGAAGGGUCAGUCGAAACAAGAGAUAGCACAAGUUAAGAAGGAAAUGGAGAAAACUUAUAACGAAAUGCUCGAAGGGAUAAAAGAGAAGAUCGCUAACCAACUGAAGGAAUCACUGAAUGAUGUGAAGGAGCAACUAGCUAAGGCACAAGUAGCGAGAGAAGAAGCCGAGAAAAAGAUGUCUGAAAUGCAUAAGCUAUCUUCUGAUGAGAUCAGGAGGCUGAGAGAUCAACUCAACAACGCUGAGAGAGAAACCGCUAGAUUGCGCAGACAGCAGCGUACACAAAAAUGCUCUGUUCUUUAAUCAUAUAUAAAUGCUAUGCUCUACGAUAUCAUAUGAAUCACUCAAUCAAGAUACCAUAAUGUAUUUCAUAAACAAACAAUAAAACCAAAGUAUGUCUUCA